AUGGGUAUUCUUGACAAAAUUGCCGAAGUAGAGCAAGAGAUUGCUCGCACUCAAAAAAAUAAAGCUACCGAAUACCAUUUGGGCCUUCUAAAGGCUAAACUUGCCAAAUAUCGAGCUGAGCUGCUAAAACCCUCCGAGAAGUCUGCUAAGGGGGAAGGUUUUGAUGUGAUGAAGUCCGGUGAUGCUCGAGUGGCUCUGAUAGGCUUUCCCUCCGUUGGCAAGUCUACUCUUCUGAAUGCUCUGACUUCAGCAAAGAGCGAGUGCGCUUCCUAUGAAUUCACAACACUCACUUGCGUUCCGGGUGUAAUAGAGGUUAGUUACUGGGAAACUGAAGAAUUAACUCAUUCUGUUUAG
Dibothriocephalus latus is the source of this 354-nucleotide messenger RNA. NCBI's taxonomy places the organism in Eukaryota, Metazoa, Platyhelminthes, Cestoda, Diphyllobothriidea, Diphyllobothriidae. The record is from the annotation of a GenBank genome assembly.